Molecule: messenger RNA, 888 nt
Organism: Drosophila rhopaloa
Lineage: Eukaryota; Metazoa; Arthropoda; Insecta; Diptera; Drosophilidae
Product: histidine triad nucleotide-binding protein 3
Exons: 3
Coding region: 91-627 (178 amino acids)
Molecular function (GO): catalytic activity
Source: RefSeq, a predicted model, not a curated record
UUUACUCAAUCUAUCUUAUCAAUUUACUUAACUUCAAUAACCAAAAACGAUCUUAAAAUCAAAUUUUCAUAGAAUUAAACGCAAAAUAUAAUGUGUGAAAGCAAUAUGAAACGAAAGCGACUAUAUAUAGCCGGCCUGGCUGGCCUGGGCCUCAUAGUUUUGGUGUCGAUCUACAAAAGUGGAUCCAAUCGUUCAUCAGUAUCCGUAAUCCGCGAUUGUUUCUUCUGCGACUUCGCCCACCACCGAAAAGGACCUCCUCCUGUUUUGGAGGUGGAAACGGAUGAAUACGUAAUCUUCAAGGACAAAUAUCCUGCGGCAAAGCAUCAUUACUUGGCGAUUCCCAAGGAACACUUCGACAGCUUGAAGGCUCUGAAUAGAUCACACCUGGGAUUGGUUCAACGAAUGGAGGCGGGCAUGAUGGAGUUUUUCAGAUCAAAAAAUAUAGAUCCUACGAAAGCGGUUAUUGGAUUCCACUUGCCCCCAUUUAUUUCAGUGCGCCACCUACAUUUACAUGGAAUAUAUCCACCAUCAGAUAUGGGCAUUGGAAACCAGAUAAGCUUUAUGUCUUCAUUCUGGUUUAAAAAGUCGGAGGAUGCAAUACGUGAAUUGGAGGGAAGGGAGCUGUGAGAGAAAUUUUUCAUAUGGAAGAGCUGUUCUUUUAUAAUGCAAUACUAUAUAUGUAAAUAUUAACUUUAAGAGAUCAACUUACCUGUGACUGACAAUUGUUGCAUUUAACUGUGACUGAUUCCCAGUGAUUACAACGAUAAGUCAAAAAAGAAAAAAUAUGUUAUGAAUGUUCACCAUUUAUUUUGAAUGUAAUUGAAAUUUAAAUUUCGGAUGAGAUUACCAAUUAAAAAUAAAAUCAAAUUUAUCAUUAUAAAACUGAAA